AUGGCUGUCACUAUGAUUGUUGGAAGCUUCGCUUCAGGUAAGAAUAUGCUCUUAUAGCACUAUUUGCACUAGUUCUAUCAAAAAUGAUUUUACAUCACAAAACUGAGACUAAACCAUACUACUUUGUACUACGAAUAUUGUGCUUUUAAUCUAUAAUAUAGUCAUUUUCAGGCGCAACAUCAGAAGGCGGAGGAGCGGUAGCCUUUCCUGUUAUGACAUUACUUUUGAAGCUCCCUCCUACUGUAGCAAGGGACUUUUCUUUGAUGAUACAAAGCUGUGGUAUGACAGCGUCUGCUUUCACCAUCAUUUACAUGAAAGUCAAAGUAGAAUGGCACUCCUUAGUGUAUACAAGUCUUGGAUCAUUUAUCUCGAUCAUACUGACAUUAGAGUUCAUCGAUGACUUGAUCGAUGGUAGGUUGAAUACAGUAUUUUGAUGUUAACGUACAUGAUUGUAAAAUUUAAGUUUAAAAUUACAUUUUUUGCGUUUUCGGCUACAAUAUAAUGCUACCUUUCAGAACACCAAAAGAAGAUGAUGUUCGUAGCUGUCUGGUUUGCCUUUGCCAUCUCAUUAUUCAUAUUGAACACCCAAAAGAAGCGGCAAACCUAUGACACUAUCCCCAAAUUCGGUUUCAGCAGUGGUCUAAUACUAUUCUUCACAGGCCUGUUCGGUGGACUCCUAAGUGCGUGGACUGGCUCAGGAGUAGACAUCUGCUCAUUCUCAGUACUUACAUUAUUAUUUCGUGUCAGUGAGAAGGUAGCUACACCGACAUCAGUUGUAUUGAUGUGUAUAAACACUUUGGUCGGGUUUUACUGGCGACAUUUGAUCCAAAAUGGAAUUGCAGACUUAGCUUGGGAAUACUUUGCAGUUUCUGUUCCUGUAGCUGUUACUGCGUCGCCACUAGGAGCGUUGUUGUCUUCACAUCUUCAUAGACAAGUUUUGGCGUUCUUUAUUUACAUUUUGGAGACCUUAUCUAUCAUCACUUGGCUGAUUACUAGGCCUAAACUUGAGUUGAUAUAUGGUGCUGGUUUUAUUGUUAUCUUUGCGUAAGUUUGAACGUAAAAUGGCUUUGGCGGGCAGUGUUAUAUCGUUAAUAUACUAUAUUAAGAUCGCAACGUUCCAAACAUUAUUAUCAUUAUAAAAAAUCAUAGUUGUUUUUUUUCUACCUUAAUUUACUAAUAACUUACCUUUCAGAGUGAUAUUCUUCUGCUUCAUGAGCAAAUCUGGCCAACAUCGAUCCAUGGAAUUGGAAAGCCGAAAAUCCAGCAGUUCAUCAGCUUCAACGUAUGAGGCGUAG
Messenger RNA from Bursaphelenchus okinawaensis, 1295 nucleotides. The record is from the annotation of a GenBank genome assembly. NCBI's taxonomy places the organism in Eukaryota, Metazoa, Nematoda, Chromadorea, Rhabditida, Aphelenchoididae.